CACAAGGUUCUGAGGCUGUGACUUCUUGUUUCCAGACGUCACCAUCGGAGCCUUCCUGUCCGACAGCGUGGUCCUCCUCAGGGCCAGACCGGUCAUCACUGUGGAUGUCUCCAUCUUCCUCCCAGUCUCCAUCAACAUCACAGCACCUCAGUGUCAUGACGGACAGCAGCCUGUGAACUGCCUGAACGUCACCGUGUGUUUUCGGUUCCAUGGCAAGCAUGUACCAGGAGAAAUCGAUCUGAGCUACAAUCUGACGGCUGACGUGGCCCAGAAGGAGAAGGGCCAGCUGCCCCGAGUCUAUUUUGUGUUGCUGGGAGAGACUGCCGGCCAGGUGUCAGAGAAGCUGCAGCUGACCCACAUGGAGGAGACAUGUCAUCACUACAUGGCCCACGUCAAGCGGAGGGUCCAGGAUGUCAUCAGCCCCAUCGUGUUUGAGGCCGCCUACAGCCUGGGUGUGCACGUGACUGGCGAUGAGGAGCGGGAGCUGCCACAUCUGACACCAGUGCUGCGCUGGAAGAAGGGACAAAAGAUCGCCCAGAAGAAUCAGACAGUUUUUGAGCGGAAUUGCCGAUCUGAGGACUGCGCUGCCGACCUGCAGCUUCGGGGGAAACUCCUGCUUUCCAGUGUUGAUGAGAAAACCCCAUACCUAGCUUUGGGGGCUGUGAAGAAUAUCUCUCUAAACAUCUCCAUCUCCAACCUUGGGGACGAUGCCUAUGAUGCCAACGUAUCCUUCAAUGUUUCUCGGGAACUCUUCUUCAUCAACAUGUGGCAGAAGGAGGAGAUGGGCAUUUCCUGUGAGCUGCUGGAAUCAGACUUCCUCAAGUGCAGUGUGGGAUUUCCUUUCAUGCGGUCAAAGUCAAAGUAUGAGUUCAGUGUCAUCUUUGACACAAGCCACCUGUCUGGGGAAGAGGCGAUUCUCAGCUUCAUCGUGACUGCUCAGAGUGGAAACAUGGAGCGCUCCGAGGCCCUGCAUGACAACAUGCUCACACUGGAGGUGCCGCUGGUGCACGAAGUGGACACGUCCAUCGCUGGAAUCGUGUCCCCAACCUCCUUUGUGUAUGGCGAGUCUGUGGAUGCAUCCAACUUCGUUCAGCUGGACGACCAGGCGUGCCAUUUCCAACCCCUCAACAUCACUCUCCAGGUCUACAACACGGGCCCGAGCACCCUCCCUGGGGCAUCUGUCAGCGUCUCCUUCCCUAGUCGGCUGUCACCUGGUGGCGCAGAGAUGUUUCAGGUCCAGGAGAUGGUGGUGAGCCAAGAAAAGGGCAACUGCUCUUUCCAAAGGAACCCAACCCCCUGCAUCAUCCCUCAAGAACAAGAAAAUAUCUUCCACACCAUCUUUGCCUUUUUCACCAAAUCUGGAAGGAAAGUGUUGGACUGUGAAAAGCUAGGGAGUUUCUGUCUAACAGUGCGCUGCAACCUUAGCGCCCUCCCUAAAGAAGAGAGCCGCACCAUAGACCUAUACAUGCUGCUGAACACAGAAAUACUGAAGAAGGACAGCUCCUCUGUCAUCCAGUUCAUGGCUCGGGCCAAGGUGAAGGUGGAUCCUGCCCUGAGAGUGGUGGAGAUAGCUAAUGGGAACGCAGAAGAGACUCUGGUGGUCUUUGAGGCCUUGCACAAUCUGGAGCCCCGAGGCUACGUUGUGGGAUGGAUCAUCGCCAUCAGUUUGCUGGUGGGAAUCCUCAUCUUCCUGCUGCUGGCUGUGCUGCUGUGGAAGAUGGGCUUCUUCCGCAGACGGUACAAAGAAAUCAUCGAAGCAGAGAAAAACCGGAAAGAGAAUGAAGAUGGUUGGGACUGGGUCCAGAAAAACCAGUGACCCGCCGUGCCAGUCAUGAUGCCCUCAUGUUCCCGUCACCAGCCUGUGGUCCCUGAUCUUUGUAUCUUCCAUAUUUGGAAGAAAGAAGUCUUCUCCAGAUUUUCCGGAGGCCUCACUGAUGCUGCCCUCUUCUCAUCCUGUCCAGCCCGGCGCCGACCUGAGAUGGCCACCUCCAGCCAGGUCACACGACUGGGGCCACCACCACUCCUCUUUACAAACAAACUCAGAACUUCGGAAAGAUGAGCUACAGAGCAAAGCAAUAUUUAUGGAUACAACAAUGCGUGGUCAACCCUCAGGGGAAAACUGUUACCUAAAAGUAUUUUUUAUAAAUGUAAGCCUUUUAUAUUGAUUGUGUCUUUAUAUUUGUAUCAAUGUUUUAUUAUUUCUAUUAAAUAGUUCUAUAAUUCACUCAAGCACUGAAAUCUUGGAAAUACAUGUACCUGCAUACAAAUUUUAAAGAAGAAAGAACUUAUUGUACUUUGGAACUUGCUGUUUAAAAAAAAUGCAGAUAAAAUAAACUAAAGAAACCUCAUGAAAUGAAUCCGCCAAGCUGGGAGUACUGCAAAAGCACUGUGGAUAUGGCAAGACCAUCUAAGACAUUUCCCAUUGUCAUCACCUGGAGUCGGGGCAGUGCGCUUGAAGAAGUAUCAGUGCUUUCUCUUAGGGACCUCUCAUUGGGAGAUUGCCAGCAGGAGCUGAGAUGAAAAGCCUGGUUUCCUCAUCCUCUGCACCACCCUGAUGCAUUCAGCAAGCACCUCACCCUCCUCCCUCUGGAGUCAGCAAGCGCUGGAUAGACAACUGGUCAACCUCAGAAUAGCAUCUCAUCCCAGACACCAUGCACCAGGGUUCAAAACCCAGGACUGAAGCUGUGCUCUCUCAGCAAAGAUGUGUCUGUGUGUAUAAGGUGUUACCUUGUGAUGUAACUUCAGUUCAAGGGUCUCCAUUUCCUCUGUCACUCUUGCUGUCCCCAAAUGGUAAUGUUGCAGGUUCCUUCCCAGAGAGGAUAGCCCCACUUGAUUUAUGUUUAGGUCUUAGGUGGGAUUCUUAAGAGUCAAAGCCUGGAAUAAGGACUUGGGUGCAAGUAAGUUAUUGAGGAAGUCUUCUCAGAAGCUAGCAGUGAGGAAGUGGAGAAUACAAUACAGGAAAGUAGGGGAAGCCAAGCAACAAUGUCACUUUAGGGGAUAAUCCAAAAAGUGACUUCAGCCCAAUUGGAUCUGGUCACCAAGUCGGGCUCAGAGUGCCCUGACCAGAUGUCAGGAAGCUGGGCUUUUGUGGUUCCACACCUGCAGGGGAUGUAAACUUUCUGCCCUUGGUUCUUGCAGACAAGAUGACUCUGUCUCCUAGAGGGCAGCUUCAGAGGCAACUGGGGAGACCCAGAAAUCAUGCAAAGAACUCUGAGCCAAGUGCUUUGGUGUUGCCCUGCCCCAAACAAGUGAAUGCUAUCUUCAGCUUUGGGAAACCCAAAAAGCCAUAAGUCAAAGCUGGUCCUAGAAGUCAAGGGAUGGAAACAGGGGUCACUGCAAGGCUGGGGCAGCCCAGGAAACCAGUGCACACCAGUUCAUAAGUUUUAUCAAAAGAAAUAAGAAAAGGAGUCUUGGCUUUACCAGCCUUGUACAGCCUGAACUGUGGGCCAUGCAGGAUGCUGGUGAUCCCCAGAGAACACAGCCUCGGUAGUAAGCCACCUCACAGUAGGUGUGGAGUGUGGACUCUCCGUGAACCUCACGUGCAGCUGUGCCGUGAUGAUGACGUGUGGAUCGGAUCAUGGUUUCCUUUAAUAAAUCAUUUGAGAUUCUUAGGUGGUGAGACCAUAACAGCACCACUGCAAUUUUAGCCAAAUGCAUCUGUCCCCAAUGGCCUGCUUCCUGCAAAGGGUGUGGCUUCAUCGGGGUCAGUGGAGAAUGGUGACUCGUAUCCACAGUUCAGUUAGCCAGCAGAGCCACACCUGAGGAAGUGUGGACAGGAAGGAAGGGCAGACUCAGCUGGCGUCCGGCCGCUUGUGCCCUGCCAUGAAUGGUACCCCCUCAUGAGUAGUCACGUGUUAAUAAGGCACUGCAAUUCCAUAAAGCAGAUUUUAAGAAAACUGCAUGGUAGGUAGCCCCAGAAGCAAAUCCUAACAGCCACCGUAGGAAGCGUCUUUGCCUGUCUGCUAAUGCUGAGUGCCAGGUGCAUGAGAGGCAGGGUGUGGCUGCUCGGCAGAGGAGUGGAGCACUGUCUGGAAUUCUCUCGCCUGAGUAGUUCAGCGUCUUCACUGCAGCCUUCUUCGGGUGAUCAGGGCAAGUGGGCAGGCGUGUAGAUAUGUCUGUGUUCUCUCUCUAGAACAGUCUUUUAAAAACCCAGUGCGUGGCCCAUUGUACCCCUUUGCCUCUGAACUCUGUGGAAGCCAGGCAGACAUUCUCAUGGGCACUAUCAUUUGUCUGCUUCCGUUUUUUAGCUGUGUCUUCCAUGGUUUUAACCAGCUCUCUGGACUGGACUGAAAUGUUCUGUUUUGUUUGUUGUUUUUAAUAUGAAAAAGGACUCUUGCAAAAAAAAAAUUGACUAAUGCAAUGCCCCUUAAAAAUUGACCCCAUUCUUCUCAGUUUACGUAGGACUCAAGAAAAGUAUGGAGCAUCCCUGAGGUGAGUCCCUGCCACAAAGAGGCUGCAAAAUUUAGAAGCAGGAGAACACCAGUGAGGGGACCUGAGUAGCUGGCUUUGUGCCAGCUGACCAACACACCCUGUGCCCCCCAUCACCAUGGUCUCAGGCAGUGCCCAGAGGUUUGGCAGGCUGGGUGAAGUCCCCCACACCAAAUACUGUGUAACCUACCUUGUUAAAGGCAAGAUAUUCUCAACAAACAGCAGCCACGCUCCUGGGACACCCCAGUGACCAGUGGUGCUGUGUGGUGUGCUGUCUGUUAAGCCCCAGUGUGGAAGGUGUGGACAUGUUAUUCACAUUUAUUUAAGGUUAGGAUAGCUUUAUACCUGAUAUACCUAGGAAAGGAGUGCCCAGUUUCCACUCCCUGAGAUUUAGAGGUGCUACCAAACAUUGUCAUUGGAGGGAUGGACAGCUCAGUAACAGAAUGUUUGCCUGACACACACGAAGCUCUGGGAGAACCAUCCCUCUAGUGAACAAAAGGCAGAAACUGAGUAUCAUUUCACAGCUCCUCGGGAACACAGAAUUUUCAUAGAUGUGGGUUUUUAAUACAUGGAGUAGUAAGAUGCAUGACAGGGAGUAUUUUCUAAGAUAAUGGCUGAAGGGAGGGCUGCAGAGCCGACUGGGGCCUAGUGAGCCUUCUGGAAUGUCUUCUGAGUCUUCAGCACACGAAGGGAAUGCUGAGUGCCUCUCCCGAUGUGGUGCGAUGCUCUCCACAGCACACUGACCUGGAUUUGGCUGCCGUUCAGUUUGCUUUGUUUGGUGCUGAUGUUGUGCACAGUGUGGCUGGCAGUGUGAGUUUAAGCUUUCUGAGUGGUUUGUUGCAUGGCAGGCGCCUCCCUCCCCCGCUCUCUGCACGUCUGCAGCUUUACUGAGGUAUCCACACGGCGCACACUGCCCGAGAGGAUUUGGGGUGGGAGGGCGGUCCCUCCUCACUGUGCCGUGUGUCUGCAGUCACUUCUGAUUCACUUGCACUGUUUGGAAAAUGCCAGGUUUACAAAAAUAUGUUUGGAAUAAAAAAAAAUGGCUUCAAAUGA
Messenger RNA from Peromyscus maniculatus bairdii (prairie deer mouse), 5481 nucleotides. It is a transcript of the gene Itga9, whose product is annotated as integrin subunit alpha 9. NCBI's taxonomy places the organism in Eukaryota, Metazoa, Chordata, Mammalia, Rodentia, Cricetidae. The record is from RefSeq and is a predicted model, not a curated record. Gene Ontology annotation, biological process: cell-matrix adhesion; cell adhesion mediated by integrin; cell-cell adhesion. Gene Ontology annotation, molecular function: integrin binding. Gene Ontology annotation, cellular component: external side of plasma membrane; integrin complex.